Lethenteron reissneri (Far Eastern brook lamprey) is the source of this 6631-nucleotide messenger RNA. Its product is annotated as kinesin heavy chain-like. The record is from RefSeq and is a predicted model, not a curated record. Gene Ontology annotation, molecular function: microtubule binding; microtubule motor activity; ATP binding. Gene Ontology annotation, biological process: microtubule-based movement. NCBI's taxonomy places the organism in Eukaryota, Metazoa, Chordata, Hyperoartia, Petromyzontiformes, Petromyzontidae.
CGUCGCCGCUUUGCUUCUCUCCCGGCCUCGCCCCUCAUCCGCCGCCGGGUCCGUGGUAGUUCCUCUCUCUCUCUCUCUCGCUGGCCCGUCAACUCAAUUAGAACCCCCACACCUCCCGCAAAGCUUUCAUUUAACUCUCCGACCCGCUUGUUUUGGCGGUCAACUAAGCCAACGUUUCACUCCUCUUGAUUUUCCUUCGGUGGUGGCACUGGCUGGCUGAGGCCUUCUCUGUAAGGCCUUGCGGGGGGGGUGGUGGUGGUGGGCCGCAACACGGGGCCGGGUCCUUUGAGUUAUAAACAUCAAGUCACCGUCAACAGCAAACAGCAGCAGCAACAUCAUCAUCAUCUUCGGCGGAGAGUCAACGUUUAACAGCAGCCACGUACGAGCUGCUUGUUGUCGGCGUUGGCCAAGUGUGGGGUUGUGAUUAAGACGAGAGUCGAGAUGGCGGACCCCGCCGAGUGCAGCAUCAAGGUGAUGUGCCGCUUCCGCCCCCUCAGCGACGCCGAGCAGGGCCGAGGCGACAAGUUUCUACCAAAGUUCUCGGCGGAAGACAACGUGGUGUUGGGGGGGAAACCAUAUAUAUUUGAUCGAGUUUUUCCUACAAACACCACACAAGAGCAAGUAUACAAUUGUUGUGCAAGACAGAUUGUCAAAGAUGUGCUUGAAGGGUACAAUGGCACAAUUUUUGCAUAUGGCCAGACUGCAUCUGGGAAAACGCAUACAAUGGAGGGCAAGCUGCACGAUUCGGAAUACAUGGGCAUCAUACCACGGAUAAUACAGGACAUUUUCAACUACAUCUAUUCAAUGGAUGAGAACCUUGAAUUUCACAUCAAGGUUUCCUACUUUGAAAUCUACCUUGACAAAAUUAGGGACCUUUUGGAUGUCUCAAAGACCAACUUGGCUGUGCAUGAAGAUAAAAAUAAAGUGCCUUACGUGAAGGGAUGCACAGAGCGAUUUGUGUCUAGCCCCGAUGAAGUGAUGGAUGUCAUUGAUGAAGGAAAGUCCAACAGACAUGUGGCUGUCACAAACAUGAACGAGCACAGCUCUAGAAGUCACAGCAUCUUCUUGAUCAACGUGAAGCAGGAGAACGUGGAGACGGAGCAGAAACUCAGCGGGAAGCUCUACCUUGUAGAUUUGGCUGGCUCUGAGAAGGUGAGCAAGACUGGUGCAGAGGGAUCUGUGCUGGAUGAGGCGAAGAACAUUAACAAGUCUCUUUCGGCGCUGGGCAAUGUCAUCUCCGCACUGGCCGAGGGCACUAAAAGCCAUGUGCCGUACCGAGACAGCAAAAUGACGCGCAUCCUUCAGGACUCGCUGGGUGGAAACUGUCGCACGACUAUCGUUAUCUGCUGCUCGCCUUCCUCCUACAAUGAGGCCGAAUCCAAGUCUACGCUCAUGUUCGGACAAAGAGCAAAGACGAUCAAGAACACGGUAACGGUGAACCUGGAGCUGACGGCAGAGGAGUGGCGCAAGAAGUAUGAGAAGGAGAAGGAGCGCAACAAGGGCCUUCGGAGCACCGUGCAGCGCCUGGAGCAGGAGCUCAACCGCUGGCGCAAUGGCGAGACGGUGCCGGAUGAUGAGCGCUUUGACAUGAAGGACCGCCGGAGCCUGGAGGCUCCGUCUUCCGAUAGCUUAGUCUCCCUUCCCUCUAUCGCCGCUUCCGUGUUGGACAGCAUUGCCUUGCCCACCAGCAAGAUGUCUGCUGACGACAAAGUCAAGUACGACCAGGAGGUGGUCAAGCUCUACAAGCAGCUCGAUGACAAGGAUGAUGAGAUCAACCAACAGAGUCAGCUGGCAGAAAAGCUCAAGCAGCAGAUGCUGGAUCAGGAAGAGCUCCUGGCAUCAUCACGGCGGGAUUAUGAGUUUGUGCAGGAGGAAUUAUCAAGGCUGCAGACUGAGAAUGAGGCAGCAAAGGAGGAGGUGAAGGAGGUGCUCCAGGCACUGGAGGAGCUUGCUGUCAACUAUGACCAGAAGUCUCAAGAAGCAGAGGACAAGACCAAGGAGAAUGAGACCAUCUCCGAAGAGCUGCAGCAGAAGACGACGUUUCUGUCGAACAAGGAAUCGGAGCUGCAGCGACUGCAGGAGGUGACGUCACACCAAAAGCGUCGCGUGGCCGAGAUGUUGACGCUGCUCAUGAAGGACCUGGGGGAGAUGGGAACUGCCAUCGGCAACAAUGACAUUAAGCCCCUGGAGCUGAGUGGCAUGCCAGACGAGGAGUUCACUGUAGCUCGUCUCUACGUGAGCAAGCUCAAGUCCGAGGUAAAGACGCUGGUGAAGCGCACCAAAGUGCUGGAGAGCUCGCAGGGAGACACCAACAAGAAGAUGGAGGAGAACGAGCAUGAACUGUCCUCCUGCCAGCUGCUCAUCUCACAGCACGAGGCAAAGAUUAAGUCUCUGAGCGAGUACAUCCACAACAUGGAGCAGAAGAAGCGGCAGCUGGAGGAGACGUUUGACAGCGUGAGCGAGGAGCUGGCAAAGUUGCGUGCACAGGAGAAAAUGCACGAAAUGAGUUUAGAGGACAAAGAGAAGGAGCAUCUCGACAAGUUGCAAAAUGCCAACGAAAUGCAGAAGGAGCUGGAGCAGCAGAUGUCUGUGCACCGCGAGGCACACCAGAAGCAGCUGUCACGCCUGCGGGAUGAGAUCGAUGACAAGCAGAAGGUCAUUGACGAACUCAAAGACACCAACCAGCGCUACAUGCUGGAGCAGGAGCGCCUGGGUAAAGACUACGAUCGGCUCAAAGCUGACGAACAGGAGAAGAGCCGCAAGCUGCACGAACUCACGAUCAUGCACGACCGACGUGAGCAAGCCAAGCAGGACCUCAAAGGCCUCGAGGAGACAGUGGCCAAGGAGCUGCAGACCUUGCACAACCUGCGGAAGUUGUUUGUUAUGGACCUUGCGACCAGGGUCAAGCGGAAUGCUGACAUUGAUGUGGAUGAUGCUGGGGGAAGUGCUGCACAGAAGCAGAAGAUCUCUUUUCUUGAGAACAACCUCGACCAACUCACCAAAGUGCACAAGCAGCUGGUGCGCGACAACGCCGAUCUGCGCUGCGAGCUGCCAAAGCUUGAGAAGCGCCUGCGCGCCACAGCGGAGCGCGUCAAGGCUCUGGAGACGGCGCUCAAGGAGGCCAAGGAGAAUGCCAUGAAGGAUCGCCGGCGCUACCAGAACGAAGUCGACCGCAUCAAGGAGGCCGUGCGCAACCGCAACAACGUCCGCCGUGGACACACCCCACAGAUCGCCAAGCCAAUCCGCCCUGGGCAGCAGUCGGUGUCAUCUCCGACCCACCAGACAGCCAUCCGGGGAGGUGGAGGGCCUGCCUUUCCUAUUAAUCAGCCCGUGGGUAUCCGAGGAGGUGGACAGUCUUCUGCCCGUCAGGAGAAUGCAUAAUGUGUUCCCAAGGAAGUGCUACUGAAUAUUUGGAGCUUGAAAAGCUGUAUGCAUUGAGACUACACUACCAUUCCUCGGGAGUUUAGGGCAGAUGUGUUUUUCAACUCUGAAGUGUGCCUGUUUAUUUUGUUAUAUUGGUUAUAGCGCGCCAAUUAUGUGCCCAAACUCAACAGGUAUCAUUUGGCUCAGUCCAGUUAAUCUUUGUAAAAUAGUCCCCCCCCCCGGCUCUGUAGCCAAGAUACUUUCUUGUCAAUGAACUGAGUUUCUGGAUUUUUCAACGGUUGUUCUCCUGUGCGUGGUUUAUUUUGAAAUUGUCUUUCAUUUGUAUAGAUUUUCCUCAUGUUUUCUUUUUGUUUUGGUUUGUGAAUGUGUGGAAGUUUGUGGAAACAUAUGAUGCUUUAAACUCACUCUUUUUGUCUCCUAAAUGGCAUAUUUUGGGAUUGGCUAAGCUCACUGUUGCUGUAUAGCAUGCAGGCUGCAUUUUAAAGCACAUUAUACAUACACUAUCGCCACUAUUAAUUAAACUCGUUUAAACGAUUAUAAUGUAAUACUUAAUUCUUAAUGUAUGUGUUAAUUCCCUCAGUUGUAAAGGUGCAAACUUGAAACGGGCCAUUUAAAAUGACUAAAGAAACAACAUCACUUAAUACAUGAUGGUUACUAUAUAAGCUAAAUAUAGUACAUUUAAUGUGUAUAUGCGUAUAUUUAUAAUUACAAACACGAAUGCUUUACAUUUUGUCAAUUAAAACAACAAAGUGCAACAAGAUCUGCUCUUUGGUGACCUGCAUUUAAAUCACUUUAAAUAAAUUCCUAACCAAUGGUUAUGUCUUUCAUACAAUAACAAUAAUUAAAAUAACGGGUUUUUAUACCAUGCCUAGACAGGAAGAUAUAUCCACGUUUUGGUUGACCGGCUGUCUUGGGGAAAAUAUUGAGUUUUACAGAGAGGCUUUAUCUUGGUAGGAGAAGUUUGGUCCGGGGUGGUGGGCAUCAGAUAAGACGCACUGGGGUCCGAUGACUCAUCAGCAUUGAUUGUUUUGGUAUGCAUUCAAGAAGUUAAUAUGCAGAUUGACUGAUUUGUAAUGUGUCUUCACUUUGGACAUCCUUGUCGUGGGCCAAAUGUGAUUGUUUAAACAGAAUUAGUAAUCUUUUAAAGACCACAAAGCCUGCAUUGCAAGUAUACCCUGUGUUCCUACGUGCUUGCCAUGGGGCUGUGGAAUGCUAAUUAUUGAAAUGUUUUUCGGAUAAGUAUACUUACAUGGGUCAUGAAACCACACACAUGUUUGACAGCAGCACGUGUUUAACACCCAUGCAUGGAUUGAUUAUUGUUUUACACAAAACCUCUGUUCUUCUUUAAAGCCAUAAACUAUUCAGCUAGCGGAGGUCCAGUCUUGCAUUGAGAUCCCAAUGCGUUUAGUUUCCGAGCCUCAAUGAGUCUUGCCUCCUCUGUAUUCAGUCACUUCCGUCUGCCAAGCCACAUAGUAACUUAUAGAAUACGUUUUAAUAAAAAUUCACCCCACUGAGUACCGUUUGAUACCAGUCAACCUUGCCUAACAAAAUUAAGACUUCAAGCCUCAUUCCUGAAGAAGGCACAUUGGGUAGCAUGUCAAUAUUUUCCUGUGACGGUGUUAAAAGCUGUUAUUUUUAUUUAGUGUUAUAUGUAUAAGUUUACUGAAGAAGCAACGUCAACCUAUGUAUUCAUGCUCGUAUAUUGCUCUUGUUUCAGAUGCAGCCAUUGGCUGCUCGCCCAGAUGUGUAUCACUGAGCUUUAGCAUUUUUAUCACCCCUAAGAUAAUAGAAUGAACUAACUGGCACAUACGGGUGGCAUUUUAGCUUUCUCUACUCUUUGUGGUUCUCAAAAACAUGAUUUGCACCCUUUUCUCAAUGAUAUAUGUUCAUGAAAACCUAUCAACAUCCUCUUCUAGUGUGCGUUGUGUAAUUGACAUCUGAGUGGACAUUUCAUAAGCAUGGAAAACUUGCAACGACACAAGGAAUGACACUUGAGAACUACUGAAGUUGCAUAAAACCUCUUGUUAAUAUUUGUAUAAAUAUGGGAAACGGUGUGAAUCUUGAUGUGUGAUACGAUUAUUUCUCAUGCUAACCUGUGCAGGUGCAAAGGUACUCAUUCUGCUGCCAAAUUUGGUUCAUUACUCAACACUCCACUCGCUCUCCUGAACAUGUGUACGCAAAGACAUGUUUAGUUUGUCACUGACAAUUUUACAAACCUAUUUGGGCUGGAAAUUGUUGAAGUUGGAUUGCACAUGGCUGCACUUGCUAAUGUCGCAGUUGUGUUCUAUUUUCCAUGACCCAAUUUCUGAAGCGACACCUGCAAGUCUUGGGAGUUGUUGCCCCAUGGCCAGGCAUCGACGUACGUGCUGAUGACUGUCUGUUAUCCACUUGGUGGCCCCCAGUCAUGUUCUACAUCAAUAGAUUGGUCAAGAGCUGUGUGUGGAACAGGAUGAUUGUAGAUGAUGGCUUAAGUGUGCCUGCGUUUUGGCAAAUUUAUAUUUCUGUAACCCAUCGUGGCUUAUGUUGAUUUACAGUAUGCGUUAUGAAGCAGCAAGGUGUGCCAAUAGCACUAGGUCUUAAUAAUACACUUAUUUCAGAGUGAAACAUACCAUUUUGGCUUGUGCAUGCUUUUGUUUAUUAUGAUGCGUUUAACUUUACACUUUUUGGUUUGCUAAUUUAGUCACUGAAAUUCAAGCUACUCGUUAACAAUAAAGUACUUUUCUGGCCAGUAGUGCCAAUUCAUGAUGUAACGGAUCCCAUCGGAAUGGUUUGCAGUGACUGAAGACGAUGUCUCGUUCCCCAUGUUAAUGAGUUUGUGUACAUUUCAUUUGUUUAGUAUUUUUGAGAUGAAGUAUAUAUGUUAAGAUUAAGAAAACAAUUUCUUUCGAAUCCGGUUAAAGGUUUCACUCUUGACAUGUCACGGGGUUUUCAUGUUGAUCAGUUGGUAAGACGAGGGUUGCACAACCAUGUAGGCCACCUGGAAUAAUUGAAAACGUAUCGGGCGGUGUGCACUUGCGAACUCUUCCCAGAGCAAGAUUGUGGGUCAAAACACUCCUGUGUAACUGCAUUAUUGAAAAUCUGACAAUCCGUAUGCCUGCCAUAGAGAUCAUUACGAUGAUUUACAUUGCGUGGCCUGUUGGACGAUGCAUGUGCUCGGAAUGAAAGUGCUCUGAACAUGCCUCCAUGCGACUGCUGACAGCUGUAAACACUUGCGUUUCUGGAACUUGAAUAAAGGUGAUCGAUAGAU